UUAUUUAAAUAUAAUAUUAAUAUUAAUAAUAGUUUAGAAUGUUUUUUAAAUAGUCUGUCAUUAAAAUCAGGUUUUGGGAAAUAUAUAGCAAACAAUUAUUUUUUAAUAACAUUACAAAAAAAAAAAAACUACUGGAAAGUUAUUUCACUGUUACAUAUCGUGGCAGCCAACAUGAGUCUUCCCCUCUCCUAAAUAGUGAUACGUGAGUCUGGUAACUUAUCAAAUUAGUAGCUUGAUAUGCUGCUUGAAAGAUACGCGACGUAACUCAGCUGCUUACAAAUACAUUAAACCGACAACCAUGAUUAAAUUGCGCAUGCUCAGUUAUAUUUAUAUAUAGACAUUAAUCAUGUAAUUAUGAUAGAUCGAAAAAUCAGAAAUAUAUCUUUAACGGGUUAAUAAAAAACUUGGUUAUUUUUUUUUUUUUUAACUAGAUAUAUAUAAAAAUUUAUAUAUCAAUAAUUGACAAUUUGCAGGCAAGCAAAUUAAAUUAAUUACAUAGUAAAUUUGUAAAAAAUUUUCAAGUAAUUAGAAAUUAUUUUUUGACAUUGACAAUGACAUGCUUAUCUGCCAAGCACUGCCAAGUGUAGAAAACUCUGGGGACUCUAUUUUUCGUUGAAUGAUUGUAUAAGUUUAUCAAUCGACAUGCUCAUCUGCAUAAAAUAUUUUAAUUUAUGUAUGCUGACAAACAAACUGUUGCCUUAUACUCCAAAACAUUCAGACGUGGCGAAUUAUUUCAUGUAGAGUAUAAAUUUAUAACUGAGUGAAUUUUGACUAAAACUUUAAGCAUUGAAAAUUGUAAUUGAUUAUUAUUUUAAUCAUGAUGCUAAGAAGACUUGAAAAUACAUUAGUUAAUUUUCGGAUAUUAUCGAGAUCAAUCACAUCGAUAAUUGAAUCGAAAGUGGAUACCGAGUCAACGUUAUACCAGAAAAAUUAUCAUGACAUGACAAAAUUGGUUGAUAAACUUACGACAACUGUCGGAGAAAUUGUCACUGGUGGUAAUGAAAAAUCACGUGAGAGCCAUGUUGCAAAAGGCAAACUAUUAGUUCGUGAUAGAAUUAAUGUUUUGCUCGAUGCUGAAUCACCAUUUUUAGAAUUUUCACAAUUGGCUGGAUAUGAAAUGUAUGGAAAUGAAAAAAUUCAUGCUGGUGGAAUUAUAACUGGCAUAGGAAGAGUUCAUGGGAGAGAAGUUUUAAUUGUUGCCAAUGAUGCCACUGUUAAAGGAGGAACAUAUUAUCCAAUAACAGUGAAGAAACAACUUCGAGCACAAGAAAUUGCGAAUGAUAAUAAUCUUCCAUGUGUUUAUUUGGUUGACAGUGGUGGUGCAAAUUUGCCUCAUCAAGCUGAUGUAUUUCCAGAUAAAAAUCAUUUUGGUCAAACUUUUUUUAAUCAGGCAAAAAUGAGUGCUAAAGGCAUAUCACAAAUUGCUGUUGUAAUGGGUAGUUGUACUGCUGGUGGUGCCUAUGUUCCAGCAAUUGCAGAUGAAAAUAUAAUUGUUGAUAAACAAGGAACAAUUUUUUUGGCAGGUCCACCUUUAGUUAAAGCAUCAACUGGAGAAGUAGUUUCAGCUGAAAAUCUUGGUGGAGCUACUCUUCAUUGUCAACAGUCAGGUGUUACAGAUCAUUUUGCUAUUGACGAUGUACAUAGUCUUCAUAUUGCACGAAAUAUAAUUGAAAUUUUAAAACCAAAUAAUUAUCCAACUACAAAUAAUACAAUUGAAUAUGGAAUUGAAAAUCCAAAGUAUAAUAUAGAUGAUAUUUAUGGAAUUGUUGGAACAGACUUGAAAAAAACAUAUGACGUCAAAGAAAUUAUUGCAAGGAUUGUUGAUGGAUCACGCUUCCAUGAAUUCAAAGCUGAAUAUGGACAAACACUUGUAACUGGUUUUGCUAAAAUACAUUCUUAUUCAGUAGGAAUUGUAGCAAAUAAUGGGGUAUUAUUUUCAGAAAGUGCAUUAAAGGGUGCACAUUUUGUUCAAUUAUGUGCUCAACGAAAAAUACCAAUUAUUUUUCUACAAAAUAUUACAGGUUUUAUGGUUGGCCGUGAUGCUGAAAUUGGUGGAAUUGCUAAGAAUGGUGCAAAAAUGGUAACUGCUGUUGCUUGUGCUGAAGUUCCAAAAAUUACAGUUGUCAUAGGUGGAUCUUAUGGUGCAGGAAAUUACGGUAUGUGUGGACGAUCAUUUUCACCUCGAUUUAUGUAUACAUGGCCAAAUGCAAAAACUUCUGUCAUGGGUGGAGAACAAGCAGCAGAUGUAUUAUGUCAACUUGCUAAAGAAAAAAAUAUUCGAAGCAAAAAAAAUUGGACAGAAGAAGAUGAACUUAGUUUUAAAGAAUCAAUUAUUCAACAAUUUGAUGUUGAGGGUAGUCCAUACUAUUCGAGUGCACGUUUAUGGGAUGAUGGAGUCAUUGAUCCUGUUGAUACUAGAAGUGUCCUUGCAAUGAGUUUAGCAGCGUCACUCAAUUCGCCAAUUCCUCAAAGUAAUUUUGGAGUUUUCAGAAUGUAAAUUUGUAUCUACAAAAUCUACCUGUAUAUACCCCAGGAGCAUUUUUAUUUUUUUCGUGUUAAUUCAAAAUUUAUUUGGUUAAAAAUUUAUUUUAAAAUGUACUUACAAUUAUAUUUUUAUCAAUAAAGUUUCUUAAAAUGUUUGCCUACAUUUUUUAA
Aphidius gifuensis is the source of this 2655-nucleotide messenger RNA. It is a transcript of the gene Mccc2, whose product is annotated as methylcrotonoyl-CoA carboxylase beta chain, mitochondrial. Bases 818 to 2497 code for a protein of 559 amino acids. Gene Ontology annotation, molecular function: methylcrotonoyl-CoA carboxylase activity. The transcript is spliced from 7 exons. Gene Ontology annotation, cellular component: methylcrotonoyl-CoA carboxylase complex; mitochondrion. The record is from RefSeq and is a predicted model, not a curated record. NCBI's taxonomy places the organism in Eukaryota, Metazoa, Arthropoda, Insecta, Hymenoptera, Braconidae. Gene Ontology annotation, biological process: L-leucine catabolic process.